GACCCCACAAAUACUGGCCGGCUAUCAGUCAAAAUAACAAGGUGAAAACAGUGCUGUAACAGUUAUCGAGUGGUUGUUAAAGAAUCAACAUCGAAGACCGACGAGAAAAUCGUCACUUGUCGCUUCGUUCAUGAGGUGCAAGCCAUUUUCUUCUGUAGUGGAAAAGAAACAGAAACGACUUUUCAAAAAGAUUAACGGGAUUUACCGGGAGCUAAAAAGAUGGCCCAACCUCUCCACGCACACCUGAUCCUAAGCAGCCCACUCUGGCGUCCUGAGACGGUCCCUACCGAGUUGCCUCCUCCACCGUCGGCCCAACAUCUCGCCGAGCAGGAGCAGAACUUUAAACUGGACUGCAUCCUGGUGGAGAAACUGCGCUACAAAUGGUCACCGGACAUCAUCCCCAAGUAUGAUGCGAUGCGGGACCCGUACGCACGUCAUUACUUCAAGUCGCCGGUGGUGCAGUCCCUCUUACGACGGACGCUGGACGGUGCGGAUGGCGGUAGGCCUUCCCCCGUCAACCCGAGAUCCCGCGCAUCCAUCAAGCACGCCAACAUCAAGCCCGCAUUCUCCCUGAAUCCGCCCACUCGGCAGUCACCGAGUAAGCCUCAGCCCCAGCCCCAACACAGCUCGCAGCCUUCAAGGCUCAGUCUGAACACACUCUCGGGUAGGCACCGAGCCCCAGCCACUCCGACGGACGAGACCCUGGCAGAUAAACGAGAGAGGUACUGCAUUGAUAGCGUGCUAGCCACCAACCAGGUCACUAGAUACAAGCCGCUGAUACGGCCCUAUGACGCCGUUGAGGACGCUCAUGCCAGGGGCUACUUCCAGAAGCCAGGAGUGAAGAGGGUAUUGGCAAUGACACUGGGUGCCGACAAGAGAUCAUCGGAAAAGAUUCAUUCUUGCAAGGUAGUUAUUUAUUAUGAGUGUGUUGUGUAG
Messenger RNA from Patiria miniata (bat star), 936 nucleotides. RefSeq lists its product as uncharacterized. The transcript has 3 exons. NCBI's taxonomy places the organism in Eukaryota, Metazoa, Echinodermata, Asteroidea, Valvatida, Asterinidae. The record is from RefSeq and is a predicted model, not a curated record. Bases 220 to 936 code for a protein of 238 amino acids.